UUCUCUUUGAUGUCUGGCUUACUACAAGACAGCUGGGUCUCAGAUCUGCAUUCAGUUUGCAAUGUCACAUGUCUUGUAGACUUUAGAAAACUCCACUGUAUCCUCAUGAGAGAAUAAGAGUGAAAAAGGCAAAUUCGUGUCUUAGAAUUAUGAAAACAGUUUUAACGCUUGCAGGGGUCCCAGGACCACGCUUUGAGAACCGUUGUUUUAGAGGAGUUUUAUAGGCAUUAGAAUAAAUGUGUCAGGCACAUAGUAGGUGCUCAAUAAAUGACGGUUGUUAUCACUGUGGGUAGUUCAGGGAAAGAGAUUUCGUCCUUAGAGUGUACCAGGAAGAAUAAAGCAGAGCCCAGAACAAGGUGAGGUGGGGUAAGGUGCUAGGCAAGUAUCAGAACAGGAAAUCUGAAACAGGGACAGAGGCUGAAACCAUGGUGUAUGAACCCUGGCCUGUGAGCUCUGUUAUCUGAACAGGCAUCCGGUGAGGUAAGGGGAACAGCUCAAGAGUAGGAGAAUCCUUGGUCAGCCCCAGUCCCCAUGACCCAGUUUGAAUAAACAGGAAAAGCAGCUCAAUAUGAAACCCUGUGGUGGAGAGAAGCUGAGGUAGGACCACCUAGGAACUCAGGAGAGGGAGCUACUGAGCAUUUAGACCAUGAGAAAGGCUGACUAGGGAAAACUGAGUCUGGGACUCCCUCAGUCAGAGCUCUGUGCUAGGUGCUGGAGGGGAGGAGGUUCCGGUGUUGCCUUUAGGCAGAAUACCUUCCCAUGGGGUAUGGACCUGAGAUAUCCUGGGGAGCACAGUGAGAAGCCUGGUAGGGUGAGGUGGAUCAGAAGUAAACUGAGGCUUGUUCGGCUGAAGCAGCCAGUGUGUAGAGGUAGGUUUUGGAGCGGGAGGGGAAAAUCUAGAGAGGGCAUAUUUUGCCGGAGGUGUGUUCUGCUAGGGGCCGCCACUGUGGUGUGCUGGGGUGGACAGAGAAUGCCAGGUAGGGGACCUGGGGAGUGAGGGAAAGGUUCUGGGGAGUUAGGAUUAGUCCAAGGAGGCUGGGGAAAGGAAAGGUCAGGGUUCAGGUAGAGAGCCAGAUUUGACAGCCCACUCCCAUUAAGCCAGUAGUUACUUAUUGAGCACCUACUUGUGUCGGGGCUGGGGGUGCACAAGCAAAUCUGACAUUGUCUCUGCCCCUUGAGGUACAGGAACACAAGUAUUUGGCUACAUAAUGGGAAAAAUAUGUGUAAAGUGCAGUGGGUUACAUAGGAGAUGUUUAGAGACCAAAUAUUGAAAGCCACAAUGGGGAAUGGGAAAUUUUCAGUUAUCUGAGAGGUUCAGUUACGCAGUCACUAGCAUCAGCUAGCUCCCACCCUGUAGAGCAAGGAAGGAGCUAUCCAUUGUGGGGCAAAGAACUGAACUGAGGACCUCCAAGGUCUUGGAUCUCUCUCCCUUUUCUGGGGAAGGGGAGGCUAUUAAGUAAGAGGAGAGAAUGGGCCUAGCCCUUGUCCCUGAUUUGUUUCAGUCCUUAACCCAAAACCUUUCCCUCCUCCCAGUUUGGCAACAAUCCCUUCUCUUCCCUGGCCGGGAACUCCGACAGCUCAUCCUCCCAGCCUCUGCGGACUGAGAAUCGAGAGCCCCUCCCUAACCCCUGGAGCCCCUCGCCCCCCACCUCCCAGGCCCCCGGGUCCGGUGGGGAGGGCACCGGAGGAUCGGGGACCAGCCAGGUGCACCCGACAGUCUCGAACCCCUUUGGGAUCAAUGCGGCUAGCCUGGGGUCAGGGAUGUUCAAUAGCCCAGAAAUGCAAGCCCUCCUCCAGCAGAUCUCUGAAAACCCCCAGCUGAUGCAGAAUGUGAUCUCAGCACCCUACAUGCGCAGCAUGAUGCAGACGCUUGCCCAGAACCCCGACUUUGCUGCUCAGAUGAUGGUGAAUGUGCCGCUCUUCGCGGGGAACCCCCAACUGCAGGAGCAGCUCCGCCUGCAGCUCCCAGUCUUCCUGCAGCAGAUGCAGAACCCAGAGUCACUCUCCAUCCUUACCAAUCCCCGAGCCAUGCAGGCGUUGCUGCAGAUCCAGCAGGGACUACAGACCUUGCAGACCGAGGCCCCUGGGCUGGUACCCAGCCUUGGCUCCUUUGGGAUGUCCCGGAUCCCAGCACCCUCAGUAGGCAGCAAUGCUGGGUCUACGCCCGAGGCCCCCACUUCCUCGCCAGCCACGCCAGCCACAUCUUCUCCAACAGGGGCUUCCAGUGCCCAGCAGCAGCUCAUGCAGCAGAUGAUCCAGCUUUUGGCUGGAAGUGGAAACUCACAGGUACAUGAGGCAGUGGGGGCAGGUGCUGGGAGCACCACUUUGAUCCUGGGAGGUUUCAAGGGAAGCAAUAGAAUGGAGGCAGUAGGGCAAGCUUGGGAGUCAGGUCGUGUUCUGCCACUUACUAGCCAUGGGCAGGUUACUGAUCCUCCCUGAGUUCAGUUUGUGCAGAUGUGAAAUAGAGAUGAGAAGAGUAAUGGUACUUACAUGCACUACGUACUGUUCUAAAUGCUUUAGAUUUCGGAGCUCAUUUACGACUCAUUUACCGCAUUCCUCACAACAGCUUCAUGAGAAAGAUAUUAUUAUUAUUUCUGUGUUAAAGAUGGGGAAAACUAAGGCCCAGAAAGGUUAAAUGGUUUACUCACUUACUUAGCUAGUAGAUAAUGAAGCCAAGACUCAAACCCAGGCAUUCCACCUCCAGAAUUUGCACUAUACCAUUUCCACUUAUAUCAAAGGAUCCUUUUGCUAAUUAAAGCAGCCCCCAUCUCCGAGACUCUGGGGAGGGGGAUUCUGCGAGGUGAGGUAACCAAAGCCCUGGGAAAGUCAAGGCCAGGGGCUGGCAGGAGGGGCAGGGAUGACCUACCUUGAGUGAGCCUCUUAACCUUUCUCUGACCUCUGUGAUUCAUCUGGAAAAGCCAUUCAACCAAAAUGUAUGUUUAUAUAGCUUUGUGCAAGGCACAAGAGAGCUAGACUAGGUGAUAUCCAGUCCAGGUGCAA
This is a messenger RNA of Piliocolobus tephrosceles (Ugandan red Colobus), 3000 nucleotides long. RefSeq names its product ubiquilin-4-like. Bases 1762 to 2439 code for a protein of 225 amino acids. Gene Ontology annotation, molecular function: polyubiquitin modification-dependent protein binding. NCBI's taxonomy places the organism in Eukaryota, Metazoa, Chordata, Mammalia, Primates, Cercopithecidae. The transcript has 5 exons. The record is from RefSeq and is a predicted model, not a curated record. Gene Ontology annotation, cellular component: cytosol. Gene Ontology annotation, biological process: ubiquitin-dependent protein catabolic process.